AUGCUCUUACCAACAGAGAGUACCCCGUACAGAAACCACGAACAUCUUAGACUUUGCCUCUACCGUGCUCGUAAGACUGACCCCCACAAGUAUGAUGCGGCUCAACGAAUACUCUACACUUCCAUCAAACUCAACAUGCACAUCACGGCAGGCUCGGCAAAAACCUUGCAGCCUCAACUACGAGCCAACGAAAUCCUCGAAGCCUCACAUUCUAUGACACUGCGUGUGGGACUUGGGGAAAUUGGCACGGACAACGUUGAAAACAAGUCUGACGCCGAUGUAUGCGAGGGUGGACUUGUUCGCCGAAGAAUCCACCAGAUCCGAGCUUGCGUUCUGCUCUCACUCGGACCCCUCAAGGAUGACGCCUCUUGCCCAGACACGGUAUUAUAUGGCGUGUUUCUAUACAUCGCCGCGAAAGAGAUCGACCGCUGA
Molecule: messenger RNA, 432 nt
Organism: Penicillium cataractarum
Lineage: Eukaryota; Fungi; Ascomycota; Eurotiomycetes; Eurotiales; Aspergillaceae
Exons: 3
Coding region: 1-432 (143 amino acids)
Source: RefSeq, a predicted model, not a curated record